CCAAGUUGGUGAGCGUGGUGAGCGUGUCUGCAUGCAACUCAUUUCGAGAAGCUCCCAACUUCAAGUAGAAAGUGUUGUAAAUAGCUGUAAACAUGAGUAACAAUCAGGGGAGUGUGACCAGUCGGCAUUCUACGAUCAAUGGCCGAAAGCCGACGGUCGACGACAUUUUUGCUAGAAAAGCUACAAUGGAAAGAGUGAAGCCGGCCCUGAAAAGAGCGUGUGUCAACUUUUUUUUAGCUUUGGUCGUGCUCAUGGAUAUGCGCCAAGGAUCGGUGAUGAGGCUUUUUGAAGAAGAGUGGUUAGUGCUUUGGUACACUGAGUGUGCCUUGGGCAUACUCCUAUGCUGCAACUCCCUCGUGUACAUUGCCUCGUACACCUGGGCUCACUUUUGGGAGCAGCCAGUGCCGGUUACUCCUAAGCAGAUGAAGUUACUCCGCAUUUCUGAAACGGACGCUGGUUUCCAUCUAAAGAGUCCACCUCAACCAAGCCUACCAGAGACAAGGUGGCGUGGCUCUGAUUUUGUCCUCCCUUCGGCAACCUCUUCCCCGCUUUCAAGAUCAAUGGCCAUGACGCCACACGACAUGUCUGCUGCGAGCUGGGGUUCUGCUGGUUCGAGCUUUGGAGGCAAUACUAGUCUUCCAUCCAAUUCUUGGUUGUUCUACGGAGGACCAAAUGCUUCCCUCGACAAGACUGGCUUGUCGGAUACGUCUUCAGACUCGGCACUUACAGGAGCCUCCAGGGGCCUGCGCUGGCGGGGUUCACCUCAAGUAGGAUGGCACAUAAAUGACGAACGCAGCUUGGACGACUACCUGGCUGCCCAUGAAGAAUCCGAUCGCAGCCUCUCUUUCGACGUACCAGCGAGCAGCGGCGUGUCCAACUCUUCACUGCGGCUGGAUGCCGACUCUGUGAUCUCUCACCUCAGCCACUACCAGAAGGCGACAAGGUCUCCGCAGACGAUGCAUGGUGACGACCUCGACUCGGCGGCCACCUUCAGUGGAGACAGUGUUUGGAAGAAGUGGUCUAUUGCUAAAGACAAGCUUGACAUUUGGGUCGAGAACCUUCGCAAGUGGAUCAGCCAGACCAUUGUGAAACGAGUGGACUCCGAGAUCGACUCCAUCAACACCACGCUCCAGAGGCUGGGAUCUUCAGAUUUACGUAUUGGUGAGGCCAACCCGUCAACGUUGCAACAGGUAGCUCUCAGCAAAGGGCAGCAUGUGCCUACACUGGCUUCUCUGCUCCCAUAUUUGGACCUGAACAGCAACCAUGAAUACCUAGUCCUGCGAAUCAAAGAGCUGGCUCGAGGUGGCUGCAUGAGUGACUUCCGGUGGAACAGUGGCAGCCAGAAUUACCGGGGCAAGCCGUGGAGUGACUCACUUCCUACCGACUCAGCUAUAGUUCUGCAUCUCCUGUGCACAUACCUGAACUCGAGGCUACCUCCUGAUCCACGCUUCCCAGAUGGGAAAACUUUCACCUCGCAGUUCUUCCACAAGGCACCAAACAAGCCUCCUGCAGACAAGGACGCCCUGUGUAUUUAUCAGACCAGUGUGCUACCACCACACUACCGUGUCAUCGUAGGUGAGGACACCUGGGACCUGCCGAAGGGCCGAAACAAUCUCUUCUAUGCCAUCCUCCUGUUCCUGCACUGUAUCAAGACUAAACAUGGUGGCAUGCUUGGGAGGAUCAACCUUGGCCUGUCGGGAGUGAACGUCCUCUGCGUCUUGGAUGGAUAGCAUUGCUCACCUUGACGUAUAGCAGUUGCUUCAAGUCGGGUUGCCUUCACCUGGAGGAAAUAGUUCGGCGGGACAUUGCCAUGUGUUGCCAUCUAGAGUUGCUUAUGGACACAAGUAACCUGUGCAGUGUAGAACAGUCCUCAUGCAACUGACUGUACCAUUUUCUGUGCAAAUAUGUGGACUAUGCAUUUCAACAGUGCUUUAGGUUUCUUCAUUCAUUACUGUUUAUCCCAUGAUCUUACUGCAUCAUACUCAUAUUGCAUCAGCAUUUAAGACCAACUUCCCUUCACAAUAGACCUCUCCUGGGGUACAUCACAUCGCACCGGCGACGUGACUGCGUGGUGCAGUUGCGCUUUAGUUGGUGUAGGUAGGGCGCCAUGUGGACGCGUGUUUUUAAUUUCUUUUAUUUAUUUUUAACUUUUACAUCAUCAUCAUCAUCAUCAGACUAUAUUUAUGUUCACUGCAGGACGAAGGCCUCUUCCUGCGAUCUCCAAUUACCCCUGUCUUGCGCUAGCUGAUUCCAACUUGCGCCUAACUUCGUCACUCCACCUAGUUUUCUGCCGUCCUCGACUGUGCUUCCCUUCUCUUGGUAUCCAUUCUGUAACCCUAAUGGUCCACCGGAUAUCCAUCCUACGCAUACAUGGCCUGCCCAGCUCUACUUUUUCCACUUAAUGUCAACUAGAAUAUCGGCUAUCCCCAUUUGUUCUUCGAUCCAUACCGCUCUCUUCCUGUCUCUUAACGUUAGGCCUAACAUUUUUUGUUCCAUCGCUCUUUGUGCUGUCCUUAACUUGUUCUUGAGCUUCUUUGUUAACCUCCAAGUUUCUGCCCCAUAUGUGAGCACCAGUAGAAUGCAAUGAUUGUACACUUUUCUUUUCAACGACAGAUUAGCAGUAAUGUUAGUCGGAGAACAUCGGCAUGUGGUAAACUGUGUGAUAAAAAUGUGGCGACGCUGUGCCUUUUUUACUUGCGAACGUGAACCACGUGUAGGUGGUCUGUGAUGGAUUGUGCAAUGAAGAAUAUCGGCUUUUCCAUGGAUGUGUGCCACAUUUGUUGUGGUAAAGUGUGCGGCGAGAACAGCGACGAUAUCGGCUUACCUUUGCGUAGGGAAAUGGACCGCAUUUUGUGUGUGUGUGGAUCUGUGUGUGGAUCUGUGUGUGGAUGUGUGUGUGGAUCUGUGUGACUGUGGGUGAC
Molecule: messenger RNA, 2921 nt
Organism: Dermacentor silvarum
Lineage: Eukaryota; Metazoa; Arthropoda; Arachnida; Ixodida; Ixodidae
Product: transmembrane protein 209
Exons: 16
Coding region: 93-1730 (545 amino acids)
Cellular component (GO): membrane
Source: RefSeq, a predicted model, not a curated record